Messenger RNA from Patiria miniata (bat star), 2943 nucleotides. RefSeq names its product sodium/calcium exchanger 3-like. Bases 956 to 2779 code for a protein of 607 amino acids. Gene Ontology annotation, molecular function: calcium:sodium antiporter activity. The record is from RefSeq and is a predicted model, not a curated record. Gene Ontology annotation, biological process: calcium ion import across plasma membrane; sodium ion transmembrane transport; cell communication. Lineage: Eukaryota; Metazoa; Echinodermata; Asteroidea; Valvatida; Asterinidae. Gene Ontology annotation, cellular component: axon; postsynapse; sarcolemma. The transcript has 2 exons.
AUGUUGCCUGCCAGGCAGUGCGUGUAUAUGAUUUACAUUUUCAUAAAUUAUUAAUUCGCUGUCAUGCCAGCGCAUUUGUAUGUGACAUAAGUGUACUAGAUUACCGUGGCAUUGGUCGAACCGUGCACUAAAAAGCCAGUAGUGCACGGGGAAUCUACAACCCUAGCCCAGCCCACACACACACUGAUGUGCACACGGUGAGGCGAGUCAUCGAGCAGCAUCUGCAUGUCGGAGGGGGACUGUCUGUCGCCGUGGUGACAGUGAUGUCAUCAAUUGAAUCUGGGAUGCUGAUGAUGCCGGUGGGAUGAUGCCGAUGAUAUUGGGGUUCGGUGGGCCGUGUGGCGGUGUUCAUAUCGCCAGUGUGGAGUCCACGCAUCUCAUAUGCCGCACAGACAUGUUACAUUGUGCAGAUAUGGUGUAGGUUUCUCCCAUCUGUGUGCUGUCUUGGAUGAGUAUACGUCAAGCAUGCUGGUGGUGCACAUGUAAGCACUACUGUGUCUGUACAUGUACAUCAAACAGUCUGAAUUUGGAUUUCUGCAGAGGAUGAUAUACUCGUAGGAUUCUACAUAUGUUGACUGCUACCUCGCACCUUGUCACUGGCACUGUUGGUUGAGUUCUAGAUCAGUGGACAGGACUCGCAUCUUCUAGGUCAUCCGCGAGUGUCAGCCUUGGAUCUCAAGCAAUGAACACUUGUUUUUCUGUUUACCGAUACUGUAAUAACAUAACACCACCUUGGCUCAUCUAUGGGGGCGUUAAAACAGUGCGCUGGGGAAACCUGUGAGGACGUGUGUCGUACUUUUAAGGGACAUAGAUGAAAAGUGAUUGUGUUGAGCAAUAGAAUGCCAACUUGAGCAGCGGUGACUCGGUGCUGCGAUGUGUUUGACGUGGUAGAUGGCAGAAUCGUUACAUGUGUUUUCUGCAGAGUUGUGAUUGAUCGUGAGUCCUGAAAACAGCCAUGGCUGUGCUGGGGUUACUGUCCAGAGUGAUGGUUCCGACCAACGGGGGAUCGGCACUCCCUGCUCUGGUGAUGAUUGUUCUAAUGCAAGCAGGACCGACCGUCGAGCAAACUGCUGCCACAACUAUGUACGCUAACACCACGAUGCCGGUAGGUACCACUGCGGAGUCUGACACUCAGUGCAAAAGAGGGCUGAUUUUACCAGUGUGGGAGCCCCUGGACCCAGGAUUAGGAGACCAGGUUGCCCGGGCAAUCGUGUACUUUGCUGCACUGUGCUUCAUGUUCCUGGGUGUUUCCAUCAUUGCCGACCGUUUCAUGUCUGCCAUCGAAGUCAUCACGUCCAAAGAAAAGGAAGUGAUAGUCAAGAGACCAAACGGUGAAGUACUGACGGUCAGCGUACGGGUCUGGAACGAGACCGUCUCCAAUCUGACUCUGAUGGCUCUGGGGUCCUCCGCCCCUGAGAUUCUGCUCUCCAUUAUUGAAAUAUGUGGAAAUAAUUUUCAAGCAGGGAAACUGGGACCCAGUACUAUAGUCGGCAGUGCCGCCUUCAACCUCUUUGUAAUAAUCGCAGUUUGUGUGAGUGUCAUUCCUUCAGGUGAUGUCCGGCGCAUCAAGCAUCUGCGGGUCUUCAUGGUCACGGCAUCCGUCAGUUUGUUUGCUUACAUUUGGAUGUACAUGAUUUUGGAGUUUAUAACCCCAGGUGUGAUUGAUCUCUGGGAGGCCUUAGUUACGCUCGCGAUGUUUCCACUAACUGUGUUGUGGGCCUACGUGGCAGACAAGCGCAUUUUUUUUUACCGCUUCCUUCGCAAGAAGUACAAGGCGGAAAAAGUGGUCCGGCGAGACUCGAGCCUUCGCGCCGGUGCCGUUGAACUGGGCAUCCCUGGCGAGACCAAUGCCAACCACUUUAAUAUGAACCACGACCACGAAAAUGUAGACUUCCGUGGCAAGAAGAUGCUUGAUCCAUUGGAUAGUGAUGUAAAAGAUCUGGAGGAGACACGAAAGGAGACGGUUCGGUUGCUCCGAGAGCUUAGAGCCAAGCAUCCUGAUGCAGAUCUGCAGGCUCUGGAGCAGAUGGCUAAUUACGAAGCACUGAAUCAGCAGCAAAAGAGUAGAGCCUUCUACCGCAUCCAAGCUACGCGUAGGCUGUGUGGAGCUGGCAACAUCCUGAAGAAGACGCUGGAGAAGAACCGAGCCAGUAUCGCUGAGGUCAAGAUAGAGGUCCCCCAAGAGGACUCCUUUGCCCAUAUUUUCUUUGAGCCGGCGCAGUACACCGUCAUGGAGAAUGUGGGCAAUUUCAACAUCACGGUCACGCGGCAGGGUGGCAAUAUGACCAGCACCAUCUACGUUGACUACCGCACAGAAGAUGCCACGGCCAACGCUGGCUCUGACUACCAUUAUGCUGAGGGCACCCUCAUCUUCAAGCCAGGUGAGACGCAGAAAGACAUCUCCCUGACCAUCAUCGACGAUGACAUCUUUGAGGAAGACGAACACUUCGUCGUCCGCCUGAGCAACGUUCGAGUCGGUGGACCAGAUGGCAUGUUCCAGAGCAACCAGGAAGAACCUCAGGCUAAACUUGUAGAACCCUACGUCGCCACGGUUACCAUUCUGGAUGACGACCAUGCGGGGAUAUUCCAGUUUGAGGAGAAGGAGGUCAAAUCAUCGGAAUCGGUUGGCACCGCGCAGCUCAAAGUUGUCAGGUCAGCUGGAGCACGUGGCACAGUGCGCAUACCUUACCGUACCAUUGAGGGCUCGGCAAAGGGAAACGGCGUUGAUUAUAUAGACGUGGAAGGAGAGCUGGAGUUUGAGAAUGACGAAACCUGGUAAGUUUGAAUUAAAUUUGAAUUGUACAAACGUGGAAAGAAAGUAGGGGAUUUCUGAUUUUGUUUGCUAUUUUUCUUCAUAUCACUGAAAGCUUUCUUGGGGAGAUAAACAGCUCUAUUGAAUCGUAAAAUAGAACAUGCCCGAUGCAGUGGCGCUUCUAAAAUCAC